Molecule: messenger RNA, 1645 nt
Organism: Cephus cinctus (wheat stem sawfly)
Lineage: Eukaryota; Metazoa; Arthropoda; Insecta; Hymenoptera; Cephidae
Exons: 3
Coding region: 395-1609 (404 amino acids)
Source: RefSeq, a predicted model, not a curated record
UUCAUCUGUAAUUAAAGGGGCUGUGAUGAGAGACACCUUCUUUCCACCAUUGGUGACGGAUUUUCCACGAGAAAUAUGGACGAUUUUGGAUGGAAGCUGUUAACAAAGGUUUUUUUUUGAUCAGGGGAUGAAAGAUUGACAGUUUCUUGGAAGCACUAUGGCGAGACGGAUUGUAAAUUGUAGUGUUUGGUAGAGCAGAAUUGCUUCUGUAAAUUAAAUGAGAUAAAUAUAUAUAUGAUUUCAGAUCAAUACAAGAUUAUUUCAAGAUUUUAUUUUAUCAUGAUCCUUAAUUUGCCACUCUCGUUCCUACCAUUUACCCUUGACCAAUAAUUUACCAGUGUUAUUUUGAAUUGAGUAACUUAUGCUGCUAUGAUCGAUAUUGUAUUGAUCAAAUAUGCCUCGAGAAAUGUAUUCUGAUGAUUCUUUGAGAUCAAGCAAUUCUUUAGAUUCACAACAAUAUUUAAGACAUGCAUUUACAAGCAAAGAUAUUAAAAGACAAACAACAAAGGAUGUACAAAGGGAAUCUCAGAAUUUACCCAAGAGGAAACAUCACAAGACUCAAAUUGAUUAUCCUGUCGAUCAACAAGAUUCAGACGAGUACUUGCACUGGAAUACUACCAACUAUGACUGGACCACAAGAACGUUAUUGAAGAAACUCCAAAAAAUACCUAGAUGUCAUGAUCAGGGUACUCAACAGAAUUCGAAAGGCUUUGCAGGAAUACACAAAGGCAUGAAUCCAUACUCAGAAAAUGAGAUUGCCAGAACAGAACUAUCUGACCAGUCGGAAAAUAAAUCACCAGGAUGCAUGGGAUGCUUUCCAAGAAAACGAGUACAAAGUAAGGACAUAAAGAGACAAUGUUUCAAACUGUCUUGUAGGAAAAAAAAGCAGUUAACUAGAGAGGAACGUAAAAUAUUGCAAAAUACAAAUAUUAAUGAUAUGUUCGUACCAUUGCAAAAGUCAACAGGCACAAGUGCCACCACAACAAUAAAGCCUUCGGAUAACAAAGCACUAGCCAUUCAAGAUAAGACCCAUAAAAGGCAUAACAAAUUAGAAAAAUCAACACCACAAAGUAAGAAUGAUAUUUUUGAAUCUGAGACACUCAAAGCUCCAGCAACAAUGACGCCAUUAUCAACCAUCAAAUUAGAAACUGAAAAAAUUCCCGUUACUAGAAGUUUAAUUAACGAUGAAACAUAUCGGUCUGCAGUGAUGUCUGAUUUUACAAAAAGCUGCUGUUACCUGUGCGUAGAAAAUACAGCACGAAUUGCCACGGCGUCCAACAACGUUGAGCGUCGUCACAAAGCCGUUGAAGCUCUGCUGGUAGAUAAUGGUAGUGUCAUAAAAAAGUACGACAAAACAUGUAAUCCAACCCCUUGCGUAAGGAGUGUCCGUUCGUCCGUAAAAAUGAGUAUGUACGAUGAGAGUACGUCUUGUACGCAAUUGAGCUAUAUGCCGAAAACAAAGGAAACCCAAAGAUCCAAGCGAAAUGGUGUUUUUGGAAGAGCAGAUUUCUGCAAACACCCGUCUGGUGAGUAUAGCGAUACUUGCAACAUCGAUAAAUGUGGGAAACCUUAUCCCGAAGUAAUAUACAAAUCGAAAAAAAAAAGAUGAAGUUGAGAGUCCCGUAUCGUUUUAUCCAAACCGGUA